This is a messenger RNA of Caenorhabditis elegans, 1576 nucleotides long. It is a transcript of the gene srx-129, whose product is annotated as 7TM GPCR serpentine receptor class x (Srx) domain-containing protein. The record is from RefSeq and is marked reviewed. The transcript has 7 exons. Bases 584 to 1528 code for a protein of 314 amino acids. Lineage: Eukaryota; Metazoa; Nematoda; Chromadorea; Rhabditida; Rhabditidae.
UUAAUUGUAAAUGUUUUAAAAGUAGGAACGGUUCCAAAUAAGUGUGAUCAAAACACUGUGAAUGCACAGAGUUUACCAAUUUCCUCGUUGUGAGAUUGAAGUUUUUCAUGUCAGAAAUGAGAGCUACAAUAGAAAUGAGGUUAUUUUAUGAUUCAUAUUGCCCACUGAAAACGGAAUUUGUGAAGUAAAUCAAGAAAUCACGCAAUAAAUUUCCCCCCUGGAACUCCAACCAAAAUAUUAAGCGUUGAUUAAAACUGAGAACAAAACACACCAAUGUUCAUGCAGUUCACUAGAAUCAUAUAUCCAUGAUUGGAAUAGUACAUACUCUCUGUUAUCAGUUUCUAUUUUAAUUUAUACUCCAGGAUUUUCAUUUCAGCUGUCUUGCGGAGUAACGCAUAAGGCAGAAAAAAACGAAAUAGGCUUGUUCAUACAUCAUAACAAAUAAUCGAAUAUUUAUGAAAAUCAUUCCAGUCUAUAUUCUACCCUCGAACUCAAAAUUUCUAUUCAAAAUGGAACGACGACGGUUGAACCAACAACUGAAGGAGAAGGAGAAGAAUUUCCUGAACUUCCCGCAAGCGCUCUUAUGUCUCCCGCGUUUUUCAUUUUUGCUAUCGGAUCUUGUCUGAUUAUAAGUUUAUUUGGUUCAGCAGUUAACUUUUUCCUAUUCUAUAAAUUUUUAAGACGAGACGGAAAACCCAACGGAUUUCAGAAAAUUUGUCUCGUGAAAACUCUUCCCAAUUUCGUUAUUUGUUUUGCAUUUUUACUAUGGGUUGUUCCUGUAACUGCUUUGAAUAUGACAUAUUCACAACUACCGUAUCGGUUAAAUAGUAUUAUUGGGAGUCUUGCUGGAUCAUGGGCCUAUCUUUUCACACCAUAUCUCCAAGUCAGUUUAUCAUGUAACAGAUUUUAUCUUCUAUAUUUUCCCUUCGGCCUCAAACCACUUAGAAAUAUUCCUGUGGCUAAUAUUGCAAUAACAAUGUCGAUACUUAUUGUCUCAUGUGUUUGCUCCGUCGGAUUACAAGAUACUUGUGGGUACGUAUAUGACCCAAACUUUUUCACUUGGCGUCCUGAAGAUCUUCCCUGUGCAGCUCAAGUUUCAGAAGUCAUUCUCUUCAUGAUAUUUCUCAUAACUUUUACAUCAAAUGCUCUUAACGUUGGUACAUGUAUUCGACUUCUUCUUAAUAAAAUGGUUGGAAUGAACAGAGAAGAAGCUAGCAGGCGACGAAAGAAAUGGAUGAUUAUGUUCACUCAGAGUGUGAUUCAAGAUUGUCUGCAUUUGUUUGACAUAAUAAAUGCCACUUGGAUAUGGAAAUUAAGUGACGAAUUAUGGUUUCAAUUCUUGUUUUUGACGCUGUCUUUUAUCAUAAUUUAUACAUUAGACGGAGUGGUUAUGUUCAUUUUCAACGCUGAUAUUCAACCGAAGUGGUUCAGAAAAGUGAUUCAAUUGCAAUCAACACGAAGUAGCAAUGUGAUCGUAGUUUCUUCAGUAGCAGCAUCUUCAAAUGCAGUACCACGACGGCGCAUUUAACUUAAUUUAAACUUAAUUUCUAUGAAAUUAUAGAUUAAAAUGUAUUUU